AUGGGAGUCCCACCACCCUAUCCUAAACCAACAGCCGGGCUGGAGGGGUUCAGUGACCAUGGAGGUGAAGGUGGGUCAGUGUGUCAGAGGAGACCCUGUAGAAGGACAGAGUUCCAGCAGACCAGUCCAGAUACACUCCUACCCUGUCAGAGCCAGCUAGGUGACGCUUCUCCAGGGUCGGGUCGCGGUGGCAGCAAGCUAAGUAGGGCGCUCCAGACGUCCCUCUCCCCAGCAACGCCCUCCAGCGCCUCCUCGGGUCCCAAGGUGUUCCCAGGUCAGAUUGGACAUGUAGUCCCUCCAGCGAGUUCUGGGUCUACCCCGGGGUCUCCUCCCAGUUGGACUUGCCUAGAAAACCCCCAAAGGAAGGCGCCCAGGAGGCAUCCUAAUCAGAUGCCCGAACCACCUCAUCUGGCACCUUUCGAUGCGAAGGAGCAGCGGCUCUACUCCGCGCUCCCUCCGGAUGGCCGAUGUGUUGUAUUUUGCUUAUUUUCUCCACGUCCUAUAUUAUUGGAGCCCCCAGGCCAGUGCUCCUGGUUCCAUAGCUCCCCCUGUCUGCACAGAGUACCCAACAGACUGGAGCCUGAAGACUCGCCUCCUGUUCACCUCCCCGCUCCCCUUCUCAUGGGCAGAGCACCCCAAAGCACAGGAGGAGGCACUGUGGUUCGGGCAGACAGACCGCUGGUCGUGGGGGUUCUGGAGCAUAGUUUCGCUGCGGGGGGAUCAGAACAGGAACGGCAGCUUCAGCCACGAGAAAACACUCAGAGGCGGCACUCAGCUGCAGGGGAAUCAGGAACGGCAGCUUCGGCUACACGGAACCUCAGGACAGCCAUAACGCUGGCUUCAGCUGCGGGGAGCACAGGGAUGACCCGGACAGACAGCAGCUUCACUGCAGGGGAAUCGGAAUGGCAGCAUCAGCCGAAGGAAGACACGGACGCGGCCCUCAGCUACAUGGGAAUCAGGAAUGGUGGUUUUGGCCGUGUGGGAUUCGGGAACAGCCACGCUGGACCACAGGGCAGACGAACAAAACCGCAGGUCUCAGGACAAACAGACACUGGAUUUCAGGGACGACAGCCUCAGCUGCUGGAAAACUCAGGGGUGGCCCUCGGCUGUGGGGGAAACCCAGGAAGGGGAGGGGUGGCGUCUGCUGGGUCCAAGAAUGGUCAGAGCGUUCUGUCAUGGAGAGAACAGGAAUUGAGGACCCGAGCGCUAAUGUGA
Molecule: messenger RNA, 1215 nt
Organism: Lampris incognitus (smalleye Pacific opah)
Lineage: Eukaryota; Metazoa; Chordata; Actinopteri; Lampriformes; Lampridae
Exons: 5
Coding region: 1-1215 (404 amino acids)
Source: RefSeq, a predicted model, not a curated record